Messenger RNA from Phyllopteryx taeniolatus (common seadragon), 1483 nucleotides. RefSeq names its product creatine kinase, mitochondrial 2a (sarcomeric) (gene ckmt2a). Gene Ontology annotation, cellular component: mitochondrion. The record is from RefSeq and is a predicted model, not a curated record. Gene Ontology annotation, biological process: phosphocreatine biosynthetic process. The coding region runs from base 166 to 1419 and encodes 417 amino acids. NCBI's taxonomy places the organism in Eukaryota, Metazoa, Chordata, Actinopteri, Syngnathiformes, Syngnathidae. The transcript has 10 exons. Gene Ontology annotation, molecular function: creatine kinase activity.
CGGCCCUGUCAACUUAUGAUUGGCCCUCACGUGUUUAAACGGGGCGUGAGGGGGCGGGGCCUGCUGCGAGGGGAAGCUCAUUAAGAAGAGAAGAGAAGACGGUCGGCUUCAGGCACAGCAUCGUCCCCGCAGCUCCUUCACUUGUGACUCAAAGUUGAGGCAAAGAUGGCUAACUCCUUCACGCGCCUGAUGUCGGGCCGCAACACCACCGCCCUACUGGCCACCCUGGGGGCGGGCACCGUGGCGACCGGCUUCCUGUUGAGCGACAGCAGCUCUCUGGCGGCGGAGGCGAGGAAGAAGCUCUAUCCGACCAGCUCUGACUUCCCCGACCUGCGCAAACACAACAACUGCAUGGCGACGGCGCUGACGCCCGCCAUUUACUCCAAACUGCGGGACGAGGUCACCCCCAACAACUGGACCUUGGACCAGUGCAUCCAGACGGGCGUGGACAACCCCGGGCACCCGUUCAUCAAGACCGUGGGCUGCGUGGCUGGCGACGAGGAGAGCUAUCAGGUGUUUGCGGAUCUCUUUGACCCGGUCAUAAAAGACCGCCACAACGGCUAUGACCCCAGAACCAUGAUCCACCCCACGGACCUGGACGCCUCUAAGCUGACUAACGGCACGUUUGACGACAACUACGUGCUGUCGUCUCGCGUGCGCACGGGCCGCAGCAUCCGCGGCCUCAGCCUCCCGCCCGCCUGCAGCCGGGCGGAGCGCCGCGAGGUAGAGCGCGUGGCCGUCACGGCGCUGGCCGGCCUCAAGGGGGACCUGGCGGGGCGCUACUACAGCCUGGGCGAGAUGACCGACAGCGAGCAGCAGCAGCUUAUCGACGACCACUUCCUGUUCGACAAGCCCGUGUCUCCUUUACUCACCUCGGCCUUCAUGGCCCGAGACUGGCCUGAUGCCAGGGGCAUCUGGCACAACAACGAGAAGACCUUCCUGAUCUGGAUCAACGAGGAGGACCACACCAGAGUCAUCUCCAUGGAGAAGGGGGGCAACAUGAAGAGGGUCUUUGAGAGAUUCUGCAGAGGACUCAAGCAGGUAGAACAUCUGAUCCAAGAGAGGGGCUGGGAGUUCAUGUGGAACCAACAUCUGGGCUACAUCCUCACGUGCCCCUCCAACCUGGGCACCGGCCUCAGGGCGGGCGUGCAUGUGCGCCUUCCCAAACUCAGCAAGGAUCCUCGCUUCGCCAAGAUCCUGGACAACUUGCGUCUGCAGAAGAGGGGCACGGGCGGCGUGGACACGGCGGCCACGGGCGACACUUUCGACAUCUCCAACAACGACCGCCUGGGCAAGUCGGAGGUGGAGCUGGUGCAGCUGGUGGUGGACGGCGUCAACUUCCUGAUCGAAUGCGAGAAGAGGCUGGAGAAGGGCCAGGACAUCAAGGUCCCGCCUCCCAUCGCCAUGUUUCGCAAAUAGACGAUUGAUGCUUCUACCUCAUGCUCUACUCACACAUCAGUAAAAGCACGACAAUAUGCUUUCA